AUGCUCCGGGUGAGGAUCGAUCACUACUCCAAAGAAACUUCAGUCGUGCAGAAACUUUUCGAUACUGAUUUAGAAGGCACGGCUCUUCUUGAGGAAGCUUUUUAUCUUUUUAAUGCUAAAAUAUUGGAGAAAAGAGGAAUCGCAAAACCUGUUUCCUAUCCUACUGAGCAGAUCAUUCAUCAAAGAUUCAUCGAGUUGUGGACUAACUUUGCAAAAACUGGAAAUCCAAACGAAGAAACUUCGGAGUUAAUUUCUGUUGAAUGGAAACCUGUUGAUAAUUCAAGUGACUACAAUUGUCUGAAAAUAUCCGAAGAUCUUUGUACAAUCAGAGUGUCGGAUAUUUUGCACCAGUUAGAAGAAUUUGCUCAAAAGAAAAACUGA
Molecule: messenger RNA, 381 nt
Organism: Cotesia congregata
Lineage: Eukaryota; Metazoa; Arthropoda; Insecta; Hymenoptera; Braconidae
Source: the annotation of a GenBank genome assembly